AUGUCAUCAUCGAUGAGUAUGCAAAGUGCAAGUGGAUUCUCUUCUGGAACGCCAGGAGGAGGGCCCAAUCCAGCGGAUGAACAGACUGAACCAGCAUCAACAUUAAGCAUUUUUGCACUUGAUUACAAAAAACACGAAGAUAUCAAACACAUGUUGGACAGUAACAAAGAUAAUUUAAAAUUGGAAGCUAUGCGACGAGUAAUUGGAAUGAUUGCCAAAGGAAAAGAUGCAGCUGAUCUAUUUCCUGCUGUUGUAAAAAAUGUCGUUUCAAAGAAUAUGGAAGUCAAAAAACUCGUGUACGUUUAUCUAAUGCGCUAUGCAGAAGAACAACAAGACCUUGCUCUACUUUCUAUUGCAACAUUUCAACGAGCAUUAAAAGAUCCCAAUCAAUUAAUUCGCGCAAGUGCACUCCGUGUUUUGUCAAGUAUUCGCGUGCCAACUAUAGUCACUAUCAUGAUGCUUGCUAUUCGAGAGGCUGUGUACGACAUGUCACCCUAUGUGCGAAAGACAGCUGCUAACGCUAUUGCCAAACUAUACGCUUUGGAUCCGGAAUUGAAAGAAGAAUUGAUUGCGGUUAUCGUCAAAUUGUUAGCAGACAAAACAAUCUUAGUCAAUGGUAGUGCCGUGCAAGCGUUCGAACAAGUGUGUCCAGAAAGAAUCGAUUUAAUCCAUAAAAACUAUCGACGUUUAUGUAAUCUGCUCGUCGACAUUGAUGAGUGGAGCCAAGUGACUGUGUUAAAUAUGUUAACACGCUAUGCACGAACUCAAUUUGUUGAUCCAAAUAAGACUGUCGAAGAUGAUAAAAAUAAUUUUUAUGGCGAUGAAAACAACUCGAAAGAAAAAAGUGAAAAUGAUGAUGAAGAUUCCUUGGAGAAACGCACAUAUACUAUGGAUAGUGAUCAUCGGUUGUUAUUAAGAUGCACAAAACCGUUAUUACAAAGUCGAAAUUCAGCUCGUCGAUAA
Molecule: messenger RNA, 963 nt
Organism: Adineta ricciae
Lineage: Eukaryota; Metazoa; Rotifera; Eurotatoria; Adinetida; Adinetidae
Source: the annotation of a GenBank genome assembly